AUGACGUCGUACGUCGCAAAGAUCAUCAGCAAGAAGAUAUUGGGGGAGUCUCUGCAGAACAAGUUCGGCAAAGAGGACCCUUACUUCGAGCAAGUUCCCGCGACAAGGCUAGAUGGGCGGCCUACGGGCAAGGUCAAGAAGCGCAAGAAGGCGCUGCCGCCGGGCAUCUCGGAGCACGAUGGGCAAGUCCUGACCAAGGUGAAGCGGCGUGCCUAUCGACUCGAUUUGUCCUUGUGCAGCUUCCUCGGCGUACGCUUCGGCUGGAGCAGCGUCAUCGGCAUCGUGCCCGCGAUCGGAGAUGCGCUGGACGCAUUCAUGGCCUUGAUGGUCCUGAAGACCUGCUGUCAAGUGGAAGGCGGCCUCCCCAACACACUCAAGCUACACAUGCUGUCCAACAUCGGCCUGGACUUUGCCGUCGGCCUCGUGCCCUUCGUGGGCGACCUUGCCGAUGCCAUGUUCAAGGCGAACAGUCGAAAUGCGCUGCUGCUGGAGCAGUACCUGCGUGAAAAGGGCAAGAAGGAGCUGCGAAAGAGCGGACAACCCGUGCCGGCCAUCGACCCAAGCAGCCCGGAAGAGUUCGACCGGGCGGCGCGCGAGGAGAUUCCUCCUCCGUACGACGCCGGCACCUCUCCUCCAGCUGAACGUGAUGGACAUGAAAGUCUCCCGAGUGCUCCGGAGGGGGCCAAAGUGCGUGGCGGCCGCGGCUGGUUUGGCCGUAGCAAGGCUCGCCCUCAUGACAUUGAGAUGGGAACGCCUCAACCACAGCCGUAG
Messenger RNA from Drechmeria coniospora, 771 nucleotides. Its product is annotated as PH domain-containing protein. The record is from RefSeq and is a predicted model, not a curated record. The coding region runs from base 1 to 771 and encodes 256 amino acids. The transcript is spliced from 3 exons. Lineage: Eukaryota; Fungi; Ascomycota; Sordariomycetes; Hypocreales; Ophiocordycipitaceae.